Messenger RNA from Miscanthus lutarioriparius, 1425 nucleotides. The record is from the annotation of a GenBank genome assembly. NCBI's taxonomy places the organism in Eukaryota, Viridiplantae, Streptophyta, Magnoliopsida, Poales, Poaceae.
AUGGCCGCCCCACCAACCUCGCGCCGCCUCGCCCUCGUCCUCAUCCUCAUCGCCGCCUUCUGCUCCGCCGCCGCCGCCGCGCGGUUCGCCCCGGCGGACAACCACCUCCUCGCGUGCGGCGCGGCGGCGCCCGCCGUCCUCCCCGACGGCCGCCGCUUCGUGCCGGACUCCGGCUGCGCGUCCACCCGCCUCCGGUCCUCCUCCCCGUCCCUCUCCUCCGCGGCGCCGCCCGGCUCCCCGCCGCCGCCGUCCCCGCUCCACGCCUCCGCGCGGGUCUUCUCCUGCCGCGCGUCCUACGACCUCUCCGUCCGCCGCCGCGGGCACCACAUCCUCCGCCUCCACUUCUACCCCUUCGCCCCCGCCCUCGCCGCGUCCCGCUUCCACGUCGGCGCCGCGGGGCUGCUUCUCCUCCACAACUUCACGGUCUCGUCCCCCGUCGUGAAGGAGUUCAUCCUCCCCGUGGACUCCGACGUCCUCGUCCUCACCUUCGUCCCUGACUCGGGCUCCACCGCCUUCGUCAACGCCAUCGAGCUCGUCUCUGCGCCCGAGGAGCUCGUCGGCGACAUCGGCACCCUUGUCACGUCCGGCGGCGCCGCUCAGAUCCACGGGCUGUCGUCUCAGGUGUUUGAGACUCUCUACAGGAUCAACGUCGCCGGGCGCAAGGUCACGCCAUUCAAUGGCACACUGUGGCGGACAUGGGUAAACGAUGAGAAAUUCCUCGUCGACACCGACUCGGCCAACUACAGGGUGUGGUCAUUCAGCGGCCGGAUUGCUUAUCCCAAGGGUAGCAGGCAGAUGACCAGGGAGGUGGCUCCCGACAAUGUCUACAACUCUGCGAGAUCGGUGAAGCCAGGGACCAAUGUGACUUGGGGUUUCCCUGUGCCUGUUGGCAGCCGGUACCUUGUGCGUAUGCACUUCUGUGACAUUGCCAGUAAGGCGCUGUAUGAGCUCUACUUCAAUAUCUACGUCAAUGGUGAUCUUGCUGUCAAGGAUUUUGAUCUCUCCAGUGUCACCGGAUUCUUGGCCUAUCCUUAUUACAUUGACUUUGUUGUCGAUGUGAAGGAUGAAGGGAUACUGAAAUUGGCGAUUGGUGGCUCGAAGAAGAGUCUAUCUGAUGAAGUAAGUGGCAUCCUUAAUGCACUGGAGAUAAUGAGGAUGAACAAGACCAGUGGAGGUAUGGAUGGAGCCUUCCCAAUUGAUCUAGACAUGGAGUAUGUGGUGGGUAAGGGGAUUGGAGAAUUUGCCCGCUCCCUGCUCUGUGGUUUCAUCUUUGCUGGGUUGUUUGUGGCUUUGGUCAUGCUGGUGCUGAGGUUGAGGACCGAGCUGAGGAAUAACGGUGCAGCUUGGUCCUGGAGACCUAUGGACUCCGGUGAAGGGAAACUGGCCAGAGCAUAUCAACUUGUGCCUAGUAAGACAGACUAUUGA